This is a messenger RNA of Alternaria alternata, 1507 nucleotides long. Its product is annotated as NAD(P)-binding protein. The transcript is spliced from 2 exons. Gene Ontology annotation, biological process: NADPH regeneration. NCBI's taxonomy places the organism in Eukaryota, Fungi, Ascomycota, Dothideomycetes, Pleosporales, Pleosporaceae. Gene Ontology annotation, cellular component: cytoplasm. Bases 334 to 1404 code for a protein of 356 amino acids. Gene Ontology annotation, molecular function: oxidoreductase activity; nucleotide binding. The record is from RefSeq and is a predicted model, not a curated record.
UACAAUGCAAACCCUCCUCCGGGCCCCGCCCAGUGCUGUUGGCACCUAUCCCAAGCACUCCGCCCGCAUAUUCCCCACACCGGCGCGCAUAGCAUUGCGAAAACCUCCUCCGAAGUUCAUACAAACGCUAUCUGGCCAAUCAGCGAACUUGACGAAGAUGCUGAGAACAUUGACAAAAACCUCCUCCGAAGGUGCACGAGAAUUAGUGAUCUGCCCACAGCCAGUAUAUAAUGUCUUCCUCAAUGCGCUUCGAUUGCCCAUUCUUCAUUCAACUUUCUCCUUCUCUACCAUCUCAAAAGCCAGCAUUUUCACUCCUCCCCAAAGCGCUUCAAGAUGGCUCCUCACAGACUCCAAGUUGCCGUUGCGGGUCUCGGCCGCAUGGGCGCUCGACACGCCCUCAACAUCUUGAACAAGACUCCUCGUGCUGAGCUUGUCGCUGCUUUCUCCCCCGACCAAAAUGAGCUCAAAUGGGGCAAGGAGCACCUCGAGCCAUAUGGAGUCACUCUCUACGACGACUACAAGAAGAUGCUUGAGCACAAGGGCCUAGAGGCUGUAGUGAUCGGCACAGCGACCUCGGUACAUGCCGAGGAGACUCUCCAAGCUAUCGAGAAGGACCUGCACGUCCUUUGCGAGAAGCCUCUCUCCACCAGCGUCCAGAUCUGCCAGGAUGUCGUUGAUGCAGCUGCGAAGAAGCCACACCUCAAGGUCAUGUGCGGUUUCUCAAGGCGCUUCGACGACAGCUACCAAGAUGUUGCACGCAAGAUUGAGGAAGGUGCCAUUGGCCGACCCACAGUUGUUCGAUCACAAACUUGCGACAGGCAACAUCCCGACCCAGACUUCUUCGUCCAAUAUGCUGCAUGGUCUGGCGGUGUUUUCGUCGACAUGUCCGUGCACGACAUCGACCUAACACUCUGGUACUUCGGCUCUAACGUAGUACCUAAGUCCAUCUCCGCAAACGGUGUUGUUGCCAUUCUACCAGGCCUAAAGCAACACAAGGACUAUGAUAACGCUGUCGGUAUUGUCGAGUUCUGGGACGGCAGGAUCGCCCACUACUACGCUUCCCGCAUGAUGACCCACGGACAAGAAGAUGUAACCGAGAUCAUCGGUACUGAGGGCAAGCUCACCGUCAACCUCAACCCUCAGAAGAACCUCGUCAACUACUACUCCAAGGCUGGCAUUACCCGGGAAGUACCCGCCGAUUACUGGGGUCGUUUCGAGCCUGGUUUCGUCAAGGAGGCCAACGAGUUCACAGCCGCGUGCUUGAACAACACACCGGUUCCUCUGGAGUUCCAGAACGCUGUCAAGGCUGUGCAGAUCGGCGCCUGGUUGCAAGAAGCGCUCGUCAGCGGAAAGCAGAUUCGAUUCGACGAGAGCGGCAAGCGUCUCGACCGUGCGAACUUGUAGAUGUCGAUUGAAAGUUUCGUGGAAUCUAAUUUGAGUCGGAUUGCGACAGGUUUUCCUCUUUUUCUCAUGAAAGCAUACUAGCUAUCCGUUACGACAUCCGAAU